Molecule: messenger RNA, 4911 nt
Organism: Oenanthe melanoleuca
Lineage: Eukaryota; Metazoa; Chordata; Aves; Passeriformes; Muscicapidae
Gene: GJA3
Product: gap junction protein alpha 3
Exons: 3
Coding region: 451-1986 (511 amino acids)
Biological process (GO): cell communication
Cellular component (GO): connexin complex
Source: RefSeq, a predicted model, not a curated record
AGGGUCUCCCUUGCAGUUACUUUAACUUGCCUGAAGUCCUCUUAGACAGAUCCUCAAACCUUGGAGUCCCUGCUUUUCUGCAGUGAAAAAGGGUCUUGAGCCUUUGAAUGCCAGAAAGGCUCAUCCUUCCUUUGUAUGUCUGGGGCGGGGGGCGGGACACUCCUCACGGUGCAGUUUUUAGAUCUGUGUGGCUGAUGGUACAUGGGCACCUGACAGCUCUGUCUCAUUCAUGCUUCACUCACUCGGGAUGUAGGACUGUUGCCCUCAUGCUCCACGGCUGUUCUGCAGUCCCCCGGUAGCUCCACACCUUUCACACCUUUCUGCUUUACUGGCCAGACUUUCACUCAGAGGUCAAGUGGAGUCAAGAAGAAGUCAAAAGAAGUUUUGCCUGGGAUUUAAGGAGGAGGCUCCAUAGCAGUAAAGUAAGUUCAAGGUUAGAAAUCUGAAACAAUGGGUGACUGGAGCUUUCUGGGGAGACUGUUAGAGAACGCGCAGGAGCACUCCACGGUUAUUGGCAAGGUUUGGCUGACGGUACUGUUUAUCUUCAGGAUCCUGGUGCUGGGGGCUGCUGCUGAGGAGGUCUGGGGAGACGAGCAGUCGGACUUUACAUGCAACACUCAGCAACCCGGUUGCGAAAAUGUUUGCUAUGACAAAGCCUUCCCCAUUUCUCACAUCCGCUUCUGGGUGCUGCAGAUCAUUUUUGUCUCCACUCCAACCCUUAUCUACCUGGGCCAUGUCCUGCACAUUGUACGAAUGGAGGAGAAGAGGAAAGAGAAAGAGGAGCUGAAAAAGAAGGGAAGCAGCAAAGAUGGCAACUACCCAGUAGCAGCAGCAUCUGGCGGAGGUAGUGGAGGAGGCAGCAAUAACGUCAAAGAUCAACCUAUUGUCAAAAGGGGGAAAGAGAAGCCCCCAAUCCGUGACGAACGUGGUAGAAUCCGUAUGGGGGGUGCCUUGCUCCGUACCUAUGUCUUCAAUAUCAUAUUCAAGACACUGUUUGAGGUGGGCUUCAUUGUGGGCCAGUACUUCCUGUAUGGCUUCGAGCUAAAGCCAGUCUACCAGUGCAGCCGCUCACCUUGUCCACACACUGUGGACUGCUUCAUCUCGAGGCCCACUGAGAAGACCAUCUUCAUCAUCUUCAUGUUGGUGGUGGCCUCAGUCUCCCUGCUGCUGAACAUGCUCGAGAUAUAUCACUUGGGGUGGAAGAAGCUUAAGCAGGGCAUGACAAGCCAGUACAUCCUAGAGAUGCCUGUCGCAACAAUGACGCCGGUUAUGGUAACAGGGGAGUCCAAACCUGUGUCCCUGCCGCCACCAGCACCCCCUGUGGUGGUCACGGCUGCCACGCCGGCCCCUGUUCUGCCUGACACCCGUGCUGUCACCCCGCUGCUGGCCCCAGUGACCAUGGCAUCGUACUACGCCACAGCUGCUCCGAGACCACGGCCCCCCUCCAACACGACGUCCAUGGCGAGCUACCCUGCUGCUCCACAAGCUCCUGAGGAGAGGCACCGUGCCGUGACUCCCACACCCAUCUCCACGCCCGUCACCAUCCCGACCCCCAUCCCCACGCCCACGCCAGCCGUCAUCAACUACUUCAACAGCAGCAGCCGUGCCCUGCCAUCCGAGCAGAACUGGGUCAACAUGGCAACGGAGCACCAGGGCAAGGUUUCCUCCAGCUCCGCAGGCUCCUCUACCCCCAGCAGCGUCCGGCAUCCCCUUCCUGAGCAGGAAGAGCCCCUGGAGCAGCUCCUCCCACCCCCGGCCGUGCUGCCCAUGGCCGCCAACAGCGGCAGCAGCACCAGCCUGAGCGGGGCGAGCGGCGGCAAGUGGGAUGUGGAGGGCGAGGUGGAGCUGUCGGGGGCGCGGCCCGUCUCGGCUGCCUGCACCACGGUGGAGAUGCACGAGCCCCCGCUGCUCGUAGACACGCGGCGCUUGAGCAGGGCCAGUAAGUCGAGCAGCUGCAGAGCCCGGUCCGACGACCUGGCCGUGUGAGGCGGGCGGCCGCGCUCGGGGCAGCAGGUGCUGCGAGGAAGGCGCGGUGGGCAGGGGAGCUGCCCGGGGAGGCCAGGCCUGGCGUGGGUGAGAAGGCCUGGGCUUCAGACUUAGACGCUUGCUGUUUUUGCACUCUGUGAGUUGUAGUGGGGGAAAUUAUCAACAUUUUCUAAUAGGUCAGGGGUGACCGAAGCGCAGCCCGUGGGCCGGGGGGCCAGUCCCGCUUUCCUUCAUGUUCACGGCAGAUCUCGAGGGCAGCCGCAGGGGAGGCCGGCACAGAUAUCGGGGCAGUGGUAGCUGAUACGUGCCCGAGGCCGACAUUCAUCCGAGACAAGUGCUAAUAGCCCUAGUGCCCAUGCACCUGUCUGGCAUCUCUCCUGCCCUUGCCUUCACUUCAGCUCUUUCCCAGAAGCUUUACAUGAGCAGAUGCAAUGACUUCCUUUCUUCCUCUUGAAUCCUCCAUAGGCCCUAUGGCAAACAUCAGGGUGGUGUAUUGCCAACUUGUUGUGUCUACGGACCAACUUGCCUUAUUGAAAGUAACUCAGUUUAUUCCAUAUAACAUGACUUAAUGAAGCCUUUGUGUUCGUGGCAAGACACCCAUGUGGUCCUCGGCCAGGCAAAGUUUAGGGAACCCCUGGAAUAGAUUUUUGAGGUUGUUCUUUCCAUAAUUUUUUUUUUUAACUCUUGACCUGUUAGGAAGUGUUUGGUUUGACCUUCUAUCCAGUGUUUGCCAACCAUGAUCACACCAUGUUUAUAAGCCUGCAAAUAUGUUUGAGCAUGUUUGACUAUAAUUUUAGCUGACUUCUAAAAUUGCUUACAGGAGGACAGGAAUUCAAACCACACCUCAGAAAUUAUUGCACAGAACAAUUUCUCUUCAGAAAGCAAGGAUUAUCAUUUAAAUACACUGUGGCCCCAUAUAUUGCCUGUGAACAAACAAUUAGGAUAAAGUAUGGCUCUGCAUUUUAGACUAUUAGAUAUCAGCUUAAGUUUGUUGGAAAAAUGCUUUUUAGAAGUAAACUUGGGUGCUUAUUUUUAAGUAAUUGAACAUUUUGAGAAUAAUCUGUAGGUUUAAAGUUAUUUGACUGUGUACUUAAUAAAUUUAGUUUGAUCUUUGAUCUUACAAGAAAAUGUAAGAGGAAAGGAACUUACUAAUGGUGAAAUUCCAAAGCAACAUUAUUUCCUGUUGUGUACUGUUUAACAUCAAUCUGUAGUGUCUUUAGGUCAGUGAAAACAGACUUAGAUAAUACUGUAUUGCAGAAAAGGUGGCUAAAAUAUCUGGGCAACCUGGUGGCUAAAGGGUCUAUCCUGAUCCGACUGAAGUCACUUUCAGAAUUUCCAUUCAAUUUAACAAGGAGCAAGAUUUGGGAAUGGAUCUCGCAGGCCUUUUUCAAGCAAGACUAGCAUUCACAUGAAGUUUUGGGAGCCAGAAGAGAUUUAGAUUUUGGGCCUUAGAAAAGACAUUGAAAUCCUGCUUUUGAAAAAUGUGUGUGCCCCUUAAAAUGGAUGAAGGAAAGUACUGGGGUUUUUUUGUAAGGUGCAGCUUUCCUUUCAGCAGGCUCUGUCCCUUAUUCCCUCCUUAACAAGAUGUUAGAAUUCUGCAUGCCUGAAUAGGCUCAGUAGAGUUUAUUACAGAAGGAAUACAGAAUUAGGCCGAGCUUCUGUUCUAAGCAAAAUUCAGUAGAACUAAAGCUUGGAGUCAGUCCUGUUGCUGCUAUAAAUCGAAAGUACUGUAACUGGAAAAGAGCAAUCAAACACCCUGGGAUAACCCUUUGCAUCUUCAAAGUGUUUGGCCUGGCAGUGCAGUCCUUACUCAGGCAAAGCAGAGUCAACCUGUAGCAAGUAGUUAACAUUACCGGUUAUUUCUGCUUUUAAAUGUUUUCCUGAGUGUGCUUAUUUUAUUAAACAGUCAAAAUAUAUUCCCACUACUCAAGAUUAAACGUUUUUACUGCUUUCUGAGUAGUCACAAAGAGCUUCUCAUGAUCAGAAGCGCUGCUUCUGCAGCCUUUGGGCAUGUUGUCUCAUGACUUCCUUCUGCUUGUGUUGAACCAGGUGAGGAGAAGUCCUUCUGCUGCCAUGGAUCUUAAGGGCAGCCACUGCAUUAAAAGUCAAUGUGUAGUAGUACAAUAAAGAUAUUUAUUAUUAGGUAUUCAGCUUCAGGCAUGCUCUCAUGGGUUUUCUGUGUUAUAAGCCAUAAAAAUGCUUUCUGCAAGAAAACUAAAAGCCAAGUUCUGCUUUUUAUUGUAUCCCUGCAACUAUGCUGAACAUAGACUAAGGUUGAUGAAGUUGCCUAGAUGUAAGAAAAGGCAGAGAUUCAGAUUCAAAAUUUUUAGAUUUACUAGCAUCUAUAGUAGCAGUUUUGUAAGUUUUGAUAAAUGCCAAUUAACUACAUAGCUGAAAUAAUGCAAGAUAUGCAUCUCUGUAUUUUAGUACAUUGGAGUUUAUGGACUACAUUUUCCUUUGUUCUAUGCUUCUGAAGAAUGAAGUCAAAGUCUUUCUGGAGUGUAUUUAUAUAAACCAGAUCACCUGGAAUGUGUGCUUUUUUAUAUCACUUCCUGAGAGCAAAACUGAUGUUGUUUGAUUGGGCUCUGCAUCUUGCAGCCCUUACUUUAGUACUACCCUCACAGUGUGUCCUGCAGGAUUGCACCCAUAUUGUAUAUAAAAAAUACUAAGAGAGAUACAUUUAUCUUAGGAUCAGCUGAGAUCUAGGCUGACCUUUUCAAGUUAAUGUGUGUGGUUAGACCUGCAGAAAGCUUUUGUGGAAUAUAUGGUAUUUUCAGCCAGAGGAACUACUGGAAAGCUCUAAAAGAUGGUUUUUCCUGUUAGGUGAAGCUCGGGGGGAGAAAUGUAACUCUAUUGCAACCCCUAAGAGAAGUCUGAGAGAGCAGCCUCUGCAUCCAGGCAGUCCUUGUCUGAGAAAGCAAAGCU